CUUCCACCGUGUACCAGGCUGACUGGCUGCUGUGGCCACAGGGACCCACAGCCUCAGCUGGACAUUAAUCAUGGGAACCAUCAUCUCACAGAUCUUCUCCAGGUUCAAGACUCCUGUCAGGAUUUUAAUGGUGGGUCUGGAUGCUGCAGGGAAAACCUGUCUGCUGUACAGACUGAAGCUGGGUAAGAUGGUCACCACCCUCCCAACCAUCGGUUUCAAAGUGGAGACGGUGAAAUAUAAAAACAUCAGUUUUGAUGUUUGGGACGUCCGUGCUCCGUUCGACAGUCCGCUGUGGAGACAUUUCUACCCCAAUACUCAGUUGGACGAGGACCAACUGGCUGAAGUCCCUGUACUAAUCUUUGCCAACAAACAGGAUUUGCCACAAGCCAUGUCGGUCAGUGACAUCACAGAAGCUCUGAACCUAUCAGGAGUGAAGCAACCGUGGUUUGUCCA
This is a messenger RNA of Cyprinodon variegatus (sheepshead minnow), 453 nucleotides long. Its product is annotated as ADP-ribosylation factor 1-like. Gene Ontology annotation, molecular function: GTPase activity; GTP binding. Gene Ontology annotation, cellular component: cytoplasm. Lineage: Eukaryota; Metazoa; Chordata; Actinopteri; Cyprinodontiformes; Cyprinodontidae. The annotation marks the transcript as partial. The record is from RefSeq and is a predicted model, not a curated record. The transcript is spliced from 5 exons.